AUGUCUAUGGACCAAGCAGCAAGUCUUGCAUUUCCUCUGCCCCUCAGUCCCAUUCCCACUCCCCCAGAAGCAGGCCUAUAGGACCCCAGUCGGUCCUAUAGCUCCAGGGGAGCUGGAGCCCCCUGGGACCAGUGAUGAUGAGGAGGCCACAGGCUGGAAGGAGAGGGUCUCCAGCGCCAGGGAGCGCCAUGGCGGACACAUUUACUGA
Messenger RNA from Coregonus sp. 'balchen', 208 nucleotides. Lineage: Eukaryota; Metazoa; Chordata; Actinopteri; Salmoniformes; Salmonidae. The record is from the annotation of a GenBank genome assembly.